AGACUUCAGCGAAUGAAACAUGCGAGUCAGUGCAUGAAAGAGAACGAAAACGAUUCGUUCUUUUAAAAGAUUCGUUCUCAAACACCGUGCUCCACUGUGAUUCACUUUGAGACAUUUGGCUGCAUGUUUUGGAUACAAUCUUGGAUAACGUUUUUACGUGAAAAAAUCUUAAGCUGGCGUUCACAGCAGACCACAGAACCUCACCAGUGGAAACUUUUUAGUCACGAAAACCUUGUUUUUGGGGGUUUCUUGCUCUGUCUCAGUCAGUGUAGUUUGGUUCGCGGUCCCGUAUAAUCUUUGUGCUUUCAGAACCGCUGUUUUAAUCUGUUUUAAGGCAUCUGUUUUCAUCUGCUGGAAUCAUCUCGUGCGGAACUGCCAACGCCUCAUCUCUGGCAUCGUUAUUCUUCAGGCUGCAGGAAAAUUACUACAUCGUUCGGUGUUAAAGGUUCUUAUUUAUCGUUUUAUAAACAUUUCGCAAAAUGGGUUGCACGUUAAGUUCUGAAGAUAAAGCAGCGAUGGAGAGGAGUAAGAUGAUUGAUCGGAACCUGCGAGAGGACGGAGAAAAAGCAUCUAGAGAAGUCAAACUACUGCUGCUCGGUGCUGGGGAAUCAGGGAAGAGUACAAUAGUUAAGCAAAUGAAGAUCAUUCAUGAAGAUGGCUACUCAGAUGAGGAAUGUAAGCAGUAUAAAGUUGUGGUUUACAGCAACACUAUUCAGUCCAUCAUCGCCAUUAUCCGGGCCAUGGGCCACUUAAAGAUCGAAUUUGGGGAUCCUGCAAGAGCGGACGAUGCUCGGCAGCUCUUUGUGCUCGCCGCCACUGCAGAGGAAGGAGUCAUGACCCCUGAGCUCUCUGGGGUCAUCCGCCGGCUGUGGAAGGACGAAGGAGUGCAGACGUGUUUCGUCAGAUCACGAGAGUAUCAGCUCAAUGAUUCAGCAGCCUACUAUCUGAAUGAUCUUGAUAGGAUAGCCCAGCCCACCUAUAUGCCCACUCAACAAGAUGUGCUGAGGACUCGAGUCAAGACCACUGGCAUUGUAGAAACACAUUUCACCUUCAAAGAGCUCUACUUCAAGAUGUUUGAUGUUGGUGGCCAACGUUCAGAGCGGAAGAAAUGGAUUCAUUGUUUUGAAGGUGUCACUGCUAUUAUCUUCUGCGUGGCACUCAGCGACUAUGACCUGGUGCUAGCUGAAGAUGAAGAGAUGAACCGUAUGCAUGAGAGCAUGAAGCUUUUUGACAGCAUCUGCAACAACAAAUGGUUCACAGACACAUCCAUCAUUCUCUUCCUCAAUAAGAAGGAUCUGUUCGAGGAGAAGAUCAAGAGAAGUCCGCUCACGAUAUGCUACCCGGAAUACUCUGGAACAAACACAUACGAGGAAGCAGCGGCCUACAUCCAGUGCCAGUUUGAGGAUCUGAACAGAAGAAAGGACACAAAGGAGAUCUACACACACUUCACUUGUGCCACGGACACCAAGAACGUACAGUUUGUGUUUGAUGCGGUCACUGAUGUCAUCAUCAAGAAUAACCUCAUAGAGUGUGGCCUCUAUUGAAGCAUCAUCUGUCUGCUAAGUUAUUUAUGGAAGAUUUCCGAGGUUCACUGGCUGGUUGUUCCUGGUUUUGCCUGGUGGUGAAUGAACAAGAGAGACCUCCUCCCCACUGCAUGCAUUCUUCACGCUAAAUGCGGUACCUAUGCCCAUGGACAUUUUCCCCCAUCCUUUCUUAAUGACAGUCCGUUAUAGACAUUAUUUCUUUGCCACUUCCCUUUAGUCAUUAUUUUAUUGCAAAUACAGCUUCAUUCUGUUCAUUUCCUGUUUCCUCUCUAGGUAUUACAUAACACACCACUGUGCACAGAUCAUAAUCCACAAUGGAUGUUAAUAUGUGCCUCUACUAACCUCCACUGCAUCAAAGAUCAAACGAUUAUUAAUCAUAAGAUAGGAUCAUAAGACGAUUAUUUUAAAUCCUUUUAAUAACAAUGUGUCAGUUCUUAUGGGAAAGUUACCAUUUUGCCAUGUUUUUCAUAGUGAUCACUUGGCUAAUUUAUAAAAAAAUGUAGGUCUGUCUUUAAGUUUGCAUAUAUUUGCAUACACAUAGGAAUUUACAAAUUAAGCCGCUUUGAUGAGUGAAACUAAGCUAGUGUGAGAACUAUUGUUUUAUAUUGUGUUAUAUUAUUGUCAUACCUUUAGUAAUCCACAGCCCAAUCACACGGCGACAGGACACCAUUUAUUUUUUCACUAAUUAGACUUGGAUCCUUUUACAUAAUGCUUUAUAUAACACACUAUUUUUGUUUCUCUUGAGGAACAGUAAAGGUGUGAACAAAUGUUUUUUUUUUUUCUGAAUGAUGCAGAAAUAAGGACCCUCUCUUGAGUCAAGAACACUUGGGAACAAAUGCCAUGAAAACAGAACAUGAUUGGGAGAUUUACAUUCUUGAAGAGGAUAGAUUUUUUUUAAAGACUUGUUUAAUGUGAUUCUGUUUAAUCCUGUGGAUUUCAGCAUUUUUAAACAAACUGACACAAUGUGAUCUGGUUUGUAAUACCUGUAUUUAAUAUGAAAAGGGUUGACAUCAAGUUCAUUGUCCAUAAUAUCUUGCUCCCAGAACAUUCUAAACAGCCAGAGUUGCCAGCAUGUGCAAAACAGACAAUAUCCAUAUACUGUGUAAAAAGUAUAAUAUUCCAGUGCUGGAACAUUCAUGUUCUCAGUCUGGAUUAAUGCAACAAUUUCUGAUUUAUUUUCUAUAUACCUGUGCUUUUAUUUGAUUUAACUGUUUCAUGUAUUUUAAACAUGAAAGUGCAAGUGAACAACUAACAUUAUAGCACUGAAUCACUAAUAUUCUAAUAAUGUGGUUUGUUUAGUUUUACAAACACCCUUCUAUUGAUUUUUUUUUUUUUUUGUCUUUUCUGAUCAUGUAUAACUCUCCAUAGUACAAUGUUUCUGUAGUUUUGAGAAAAUACAUAUAUAAUCAAUUGACCUUUGUUUAAGGAAACAUAUACAGUAGCAAAUACAUAAUCAGGAUCACAAAUUAAUUACAACACAUGAGUUGAAAAUAAUCUGCUUUUAUUUUUACAAAUAUUUUUCUUGUUUUAAUGACACUGUGUAUCUAAUACUUCAAAUGUGCAAUUGCCAUCUUUGGCAUUCCAGUUGUUUCUCUGAUUGUGCCUGUGGUUAUAAAUGUUGUAUAUAUGUUUAGUCUCACGUUGGUUAGAUAUCUUUACUACUCAUUUAAGCUAUCAUUAGACACCUCUUUUUUAUUUUUAUUAUAUAAUACGCUUAGCAAAAAGUGUGUUGUACUGUGGUUCAUUCAAAAUUAGCUCUGACAGAAAGGGCCAGUGUUUGAAAAUCCCAGUUAAAACAAUCUAAGGUCAGUAUUUUGUGAAAGUGCACAAUUGCAGUAGAGCUAAUGGCCAACCAUUUGCAGUUAACAUAAUAGUAAUUCAACACCAGCAACCAGUGGAAUUGAUGCAAGUCUUUAUUUCAUCUGCCUACAUUUACAUUCCAGGACAUCUCCACAAAUUCAGACCUCAGGCUUUAAACAAAGCAACAGGCCAUUCUAGAAUUUUCACUUGUUACUGUAACACUGUAUCAUAAAUAAAUAGAUUUAUGUCGCCAUAUAUAUUUUAUAUAGAAUCUUUUUUUUUUAAACAGAUUUUUUCCUACUGUUAUUUACAAAACAUACUGCCCUACUGUGUUUGGGGCUGAAAAAGAAACAUCUUUAAUAUAUUGUGUUAGCUGGCUGAAUUCAAACAUCAUGUCUUGCUGAUAUGCAAGUUUUUACACUCUCGAGAACAGAUGCUGUACAUAUACAGAUGUUUCUAAUUUUUACCAUGGGAUCUGAUGGGAUCCCACUUUAGUUUCUUUAAUAAAGCAACAUUUAAUUGCAUUAAAUUAACUUUUCUUUUUCAGGAAAUGAAUGGAAAAACAUCUACCAGUCAAACCUCUAAAGGUUUAACAUUAAAACACAUUGAGAGGAAGCUUCUGUACAAGCAUCAAUAACUCGUAGCAUCAAAAGUCCCCUUUCUUUGGUAACCCUUCUCUCAUUGACUACUAGCAGUUUGACAGGAAAUGUUUUUAGAGUCCCUUUGGAGAGCAGAGGCCAUUAGUCUAAUCUGGAUCUAGUCUCUGAGGUUCGGUCAGGUUGUUGAGCUUGUUCUUUGGCCGGGGAUCUGCUGACCACACUUGACUGCUUACUGUAGAGUUCACCUUCAUGCCACCUGUGGAUGUUCUUUUGUUACUGUGACAACUUCACCAGAGUAGUUCCAAUCAUGCAGGUGGGGAUGGGGCAGAAAGAUCUGAAGAAAAAAAAAAUCAUAGAAGAAUCUAAUUGAAAUGAUUUUAUAGAACUUACUAAAGUUAUAAUAGCAUCUACACUGGAAGUGUGGGAGUGUUAUGCCAUCUAAGCAUGUUUACUACCGUGGACCAUGUUGAUGUUAGAAGUAUAGACAGUAAAAACAGAAAUAGAAGUAGAAACCGUGGCAUCCAUCAACUGAAGGCGAUGGGAGUUAUUUUCUCUUAAUGUUCUGGUUGUGUCCGGUGUAGACAGGGAGUAAGAACCGGCUUUGUGUUUUUAGGGGAACAUACCUUUGAAAAAGACGGUGUUUAGAACAGACCGCAGUCCUUAAGGUUUUCUUUGAUGAUGAUGUCUGUCACAGCGUUAAACACAAUCUCGACGUUCUUUGUGUCUGUGGCACAGGUCAUGUGAGCAUAGAUCUCUUUUACUCCCUUCUUCAUGUUCAGAUCUUGAAAUUGAGCUUUGAUAUAGUUGCUGGCGUCUUCAUAUGUGUUUGGACCUGGAAAAUUUGCAUUUUCAACAUCAUAUUUGAUGGGCAAAUUCAAUAAAGGUUGUGAAGACUGUAUUUGUAUUUACAGUUCAAGUA
Molecule: messenger RNA, 4862 nt
Organism: Carassius gibelio (silver crucian carp)
Lineage: Eukaryota; Metazoa; Chordata; Actinopteri; Cypriniformes; Cyprinidae
Product: guanine nucleotide-binding protein G(i) subunit alpha-3
Exons: 9
Coding region: 480-1544 (354 amino acids)
Biological process (GO): adenylate cyclase-modulating G protein-coupled receptor signaling pathway
Cellular component (GO): heterotrimeric G-protein complex
Molecular function (GO): GTPase activity; GTP binding; G-protein beta/gamma-subunit complex binding
Source: RefSeq, a predicted model, not a curated record